AUGAGGGCCCACAGCCUCCUUCUCCUGGUGGCCCUCCUGGCUUUGGGGAGCCAGCUGCCUGCUACCUUGGGCAGGAGGAAGGGAGAGAAAUCUGGGGGCUGCCCACCGGACGAUGGGCCCUGCAUCCUAUCGGUGCCUGAUCAGUGUGUGGACGACAGCCAUUGUCCCUCAAGGAUGAACUGCUGCCACAAAGCAUGCUUCCGCCCGUGCGUCCGUAAGGUUUUCGUUAAGAUGGGCAGCUGCCCCGAGGACCAACUGCGUUGCCUCAGCCCCAUGUGCUCCAAAGACUGGGAUUGCCCGGGCCACAAACGGUGCUGCGGCCAGGACUGCAAAAACCCUCUCUGA
Molecule: messenger RNA, 345 nt
Organism: Mesoplodon densirostris (Blainville's beaked whale)
Lineage: Eukaryota; Metazoa; Chordata; Mammalia; Artiodactyla; Ziphiidae
Gene: WFDC5
Product: WAP four-disulfide core domain 5
Cellular component (GO): extracellular region
Molecular function (GO): peptidase inhibitor activity
Source: RefSeq, a predicted model, not a curated record